Symbiodinium pilosum is the source of this 2103-nucleotide messenger RNA. Lineage: Eukaryota; Dinophyceae; Suessiales; Symbiodiniaceae. The record is from the annotation of a GenBank genome assembly.
AUGGCACUGGUCCUGCACUGCCCAGAGCCGCAGGAUGAAGUCGACGGGCCUGCUCCGCUCGAGAAAAAGGCUCAGGGCAAUCUGGAUGGCCCGUGGUGGUCCCGACAUGCUUGCGUGCAGCUCAAGGGGUGCACCUACAUGAUUGCCGAGGGCAUGACCAAGUACCUCACUGACAGGGCCGCCCAGAAUCGGGAUCGCCGGAGAAGACGCCGAAGGGAGGAAAGGGAGAGACAGCGAAGUAGACAGGAACGAAGGCACUCUUGGACGGUGAAUGCGGGAAGCUCUACAACCUCAAGCCGGGAGGUGCCACCUCGUCCUCCCGUGCAGAUGGGCGAGAAUACCAUCUGGUGGAGUGAACUUGUUGGCCUCAAUGACCCGAUGAAUGAUAGCUCCACCGUGCUCCCGGACCAGACUGUGGACAUGAUCAUUACAAACAUCAGGGAGAUGACGGUUGAGCAUCGAACUUAUAUGCUCUCGGAGCUCAUCCCGUUUGUGGCCGCUUUCAUGUCUGAGUUGCUAAGGGCCGUAGCCACAGGCAUUGAACAAAGUCAGCAGGAAGUCGUGGAGGUAGGAAUGGCUGACAGCACCGCACUGAUGCAAAUGCACUACGACCCUGCCAUCCCUUUCGGCUCCCGACUCUCCCAACUCCAGGGGCAGCUCAAUGGCAUGAGUGACGGGCAAAGUGCGCAAGUGGCGGUGCACAUGCAGCUGAUGAUAGGGCGCCUCAGACAGCUGGCGGGCGAUCUCUCGCGCCAGCACAGGGAUCGCUUCGAGCGUCUGGAGCUCUACGGAUGUGUGGUCUUUGACGACUCCAGCGCGGUAGUCACCGAUGACGUGCCAGAGUAUCGAGUUCGACGGCACCCUGAUGGCCCCUGGGUUCCGGCCACAGAUCAGGAGGCUGCAGAGUUCAGAGCCCAUGACCAAGCAGUGCAGGAAGAGGCUGCUCAGCAGGCACAAAGGGAUGAGGACAAUUACCAGCAGCUUGAGGCGGCGAUCAGUCAGCAGUGGGAUGACUGGGCAAUGCGGUCGGAGCUUGACAGAGAAUCACCGCUGCCCAGCAGAAAAAGAAUGAGGGUGGUCAUGAAUGUUGGGGACGAAGCUGGCGUUCAGUUGGGGGAAGCCCAUGUCGAGGGCACGAUGGACGCUGGUGGAAAGCCGGUCAUCUCCUUCCAAGUGGUUGAGACGUUGCUCGGCACGGCUGAAAACCCCAAUGCAGAGCUUGGACCAGCGGCCAUGGCACUGCAUGCCAAUCCGCAGCUCGCAGACUUCAAACCAGAGAGCAUGCCAGGAAUGUCGGAGUCGAUGAAGGCCUUCAUGCAGACGCGAGAAGCAAGGUACUGGCUGCGUCAGUUUGCGGAAGGGAUGGCAUCGGACGAGAUGAUCUGCAGCCGCUUCGGAACUGAAGUUCUGGAGAUGUUCCAAAUGUGGGUGGCUAUCAAGGACGACAUGGAUGUGCAGGUGAGAAACUGUGCAGAUGCAGUCCGCCACAUCGCUGACACGGUCUGUGAAGACGGAGGAGAGGACUCGGAUGCGAGUACCGUGGCGGCUGGCAGGGAGGCAGUGGAAAACGAGGGUGAGAAGAAAGGCUACAUUGCACCAGUGGUGGAAGCAGCUGGGAGUAGGGCUGAUAGUCAAGAGGAAGAACAUCUACAGCAUGAGGGUCGUGAUGAAGGUAAUGUCGAGCUUGAGGGCACGAAUGUGGUCGAGGAUGAGCGUGUGGCCGUGGCGUCUGUGACCGGAGAGGAAGAAGUCCAGGAAAACGAAGGGGCAGAGCACGAAGCGGCUCCAGCAGUGUCACAUGGCGAGGUGGAGGACACAAUGGACCCGCUCACUGGCAUCCCCUCCAAGUGGGCGGAGUUCUGGCGCGCAACAAACAACAAUGCUAGCAUCGGUGUUGGGCUGCCAGAUCCUGUUCCACCUGUCCACCACGCUGCUGACAGCACCUUGAGUGAUGGCUUCGGAACCCUGCCGGGGAAUGGCGCCGAGACUGCAGAUGCGGAGUCGGUCGCGGUGGCAGCUGCUGCGGCGUCGCCCUCUGAGAAUCGUGCGGCAAGCUCUACUGACGGCAAAAGACAGCUGGACCUGAAAGGCUGGCUGAAAUAG